AUGCCUCUUUUGACGAGGGGUGAAGAAUGGCUUAAGUCUGAUGAAUGUUCAUCUGAGGCGAGUAUCCACGUAUUCUUUCAUUAAAUGUUGUUGAUCUUUUGACGAUUAUCUGAAAUUUAAAAAAUCUGUACCUCGGACAUAUUUCUCCGUACUAAACUUCUUUUCUUUUUACCUUCUGUAAAUUGAUCCAGUCGUUGUAUUAACCAUCGGAUGUUUUUUUUAAAGGAUGUUGCUGUAGUUUUGAGAGACGUCUUAGAAGGUUUGAAUGCACUCCAUACAAAUGACAUUUGCCAUGGCUGUGUUCACCUUCAAAGUGUGUUGGUCGAGAAAGUGGAUGGACAGUUUAGAGGACGACUCGAUUUUUAUCCUUUUAUCAACACGGUGAGUUUUUGUCACCAGUUACUUUUAUUCUUUUUAUUUAACGCCUUAUUCACACUAAUUCGUUUCUAACUAUAUGGAAUUGUUGCAGGAAUUCAUUGCAGGCAAUAGCAAUAUCAACUAAGUUGAUAACUUGUGUGAUUAGUUUUCGAAAUCAGUGACAGGCAACGAUUUGUUCUUUUUUCAGCAAUGCAAUAAAGCUCGGGAAAUGAAGUUUUUUGGUGAUUUGAUGGUGAAGGUACGUAACCGUUAUUGACAGUAUUGCAGUUUCACCAACAUGUUACUUGAAAAGUGAAUUCGCGUACUUUCAAAAUAAUCUAAAACAAUACACCAGGAAGUUUCAGGUCGUAGUCUCCCUGAGAAUUUAAACCGGAAUGUACCAAAAGGUUUGAUGCAUGUACAGCUGGUUUUGUCAGGGAGCUAAAGCAACCACUACGACGACAGAACCAAUUGCUUUUGAAUUUCAUAGCAAAGCAGGAGCUCUGCUCGCUGCAUUACACUUUUUGGUUCAUUUCUUUGAUGUCCAUGGUGCAACUACUAUGAGAAACUUCCAAUGUCAUGUUUUGUGAGGACGUGAGCAAACGACUAGUGGGGCAAAUUUAUUGUUAUUUUUUUUACUUUGGAUACAGUAAUUAAAAAUUCAACUCCAGGAAAAUUCACCCAUAUUUGACAAAUUAAGCCGAGGCAAAACAGACGUGAUUAAAUUUAUUUGAAAAAGGAGACAUUCCUUUUUUGUGAUGUUUUCUCUGCUGUUGUCCUUCAGGGGUCUAUUUAAUAAACCUUUUACAAGUGUAGUUUACCAGUUUAGCCAUUGUUUUAGACUCUGAAAACAAUAGCUACACUUGUAAAUUACACUUAAAGAAGUUUAAUCAAAUUGACCCCUGGUUGCUUAUCCCUUUAACUUGAUCUUCAUGUAACUUCUCCUUGUAAUAUCAAUACAUUGUCCAGCGAACAAGGAGUGAUCAGAAUAGGCCAAUUUAUCAACUUGAGGAUCUUAUCUUGAUAUAACUUCAAAAUUCUCUUAAAUAAUGUACAAAAGAAUAAGCAGCAGACAGAAAAGAAGAAAUACUAGUCAGAUCUUUGGAACUAACUUCCUGUUUCCCAUCGCUGUUUUCGCCAUACUUGCCUAAGCACUCCAUUGUCGCUAUUUAAUCAGUGAGAUGUUACUGAACUGGAACGUUGCUCUUGCCAAAUUGUAAGCCAUUUAUUAAUGUUACUACUUUUGUAAAUAUUGCUGUUGUCUUGCAGAUGAACUUUCCAAACAAGGAUCACACGACCACUUUCUCGCAACUGACAGAGGUAUUUGCUAUAAACCUAUAA
Molecule: messenger RNA, 1698 nt
Organism: Porites evermanni
Lineage: Eukaryota; Metazoa; Cnidaria; Anthozoa; Scleractinia; Poritidae
Source: the annotation of a GenBank genome assembly